CACGAAGAUGACGAAGCUGUGGCUCAUCCAAGACAGCACCUUCCGGAAGAAGUCCGGUGACCAAACAGGCGCUGGACCGAGUCGGGCCCGUGCACCUGCCCCUGCCCAUGCCCCCGCUCCCGCUCGGGCCUCACUGCAGUCCAUAGCCGAUACACUGAAUCGGCUAACCGUCACCGUGGAUGGCAUGGGCCAGUACCUGGAGAGGAUGGACUCGUCGAUACAACGCCAAGGCCACGACAUGAGGGCGUACUUCCGCGGCAUCAACUACGUCCCGCCGCCCUUUGACAGCACCUUCCUCGGCCAAAACUAUGAAGGCGAGGACGAGAACGACAACUCCUAUGCUCCGUUCUCCUCCCCCGACGAGGCCGACUUUGAGGACGCGGUCGACGGGGAUCCUAUGGACGUCGAGGACGACGAAGAAGACGAUGACACCGAGGAUGAAGACGUCGCUGCCUAGACUCUCCCUUCUUUUCCUUUCUUACUAUGAUUGUUUUUCUUUAAAAUUUCCAUUCCGUUGUAUUCUGCAUCUCCCUUUUCUUAAGCAAUAAAAGUAAACUUCCAAGUUCUAAAGUUUACUUUAAUUCUUUUUGUUAAUGUCAAAAGGGGGAAGAUAUCAAGGUUAUGCACAAAUUGAGGGGGAAUUUUUUAAUAAAUUGGCAUCUAUUCAGGGGGAACUUUUUUUAAAAAAAAAACAAAUCCUCAUAUGCAUAACCUCAUCUCGUUUGCCAUUAUCAUAAAGUUUUACCAUAAAG
This is a messenger RNA of Cuscuta campestris, 752 nucleotides long. NCBI's taxonomy places the organism in Eukaryota, Viridiplantae, Streptophyta, Magnoliopsida, Solanales, Convolvulaceae. The record is from the annotation of a GenBank genome assembly.